Messenger RNA from Rotaria sordida, 831 nucleotides. The record is from the annotation of a GenBank genome assembly. Lineage: Eukaryota; Metazoa; Rotifera; Eurotatoria; Philodinida; Philodinidae.
AUGGCUUUAACAUGUUUUCCUGGUGCAUUAAAUCCAUUUUGUCGUCAACCAAUAUCAGUUUCGUUAUGUUGUGAUCAACUAGCUUUAGCUACUUCAUCAACUUUACUUUAUAUUUAUUCAUAUUCAAAUCAAAAUUUAUCAUUUAUUACAAAAUUUUCUCCUCAUUCGAAAUCUUUAUCAUGUAUGCUAUAUCAUCCAACUAUUCCAGGUCUAUUAGCUACUGGUGGUGCUCCAAAUUCGCGAGUUAUUCUAUGGUCAAUAGAAGGAAAAACAGUACAAAAACAAGCAACAUUAAAUUUACAAAGAAGACCAAAUGCAUUAAUCUGGCUUUUGGAUGAAGAACUAAUCAUUGGAGAUGAACAUGGAACUCUCUAUCGAUGGAAUAGAAACGAAGAGAAAUUAAAUAAAUUUACUAAUCAAUCUUUAUCUGGUAAACAAAAUGAUGAAGUUCAACUUUUUGCUGUUGCAAAUAAACAAAAAUUUAUUAUGGCUAUUGCAUACAAAUCAGGUUCUAUAUGUAUUUGUCAUGUUGAUCUUGAUAAAAAUAAUUUAAAUAUGUUACAUAAAUUAUCAUCUGAUUCAGCUAAUACUAUAUGUUGUUCUAUUCAAUUUGCUCAUUCAGAAUCACCAUUAGAUCGUAGUACUCUUCUUUAUAUAAGUUAUGGACAUGGUUCUAUUAAAGUAUGUGAUUAUACAAAUGGAAAAAUUCUUGGUCAAUUAAUGCUAGUUAAACAAUCAAAAAAUACUAAUAUGAAUGAUCCUAGAUGUAAAACGUAUUAUCCAUUGGCUUGGAUGGAUGCAAAUACUUUAUUAACAGGAAAUAUUGAGUAA